ACUAAGAUGACGGAUCUCGAGAUCUGACCAUCUAGCCUCUGGCCGACCACCUCCGACGAAGGAGUUGGCUACCAUCGCCAGCGGCAUCGGCCAUAUCAGAUCUGACCGGAGACGCCGUGUCAACAAGGCCAUACCCCCACGAAGCCGCCGGAGCAGCGCCGAACCGCCCGGAAAGACGAAGACCGAAGGGAGUUUUCUCGCGCCGCCGGGGCCAUACAAGGGUAUUAAAAGGGUUCGCUUCGUCUCCGCUUUUCACACACGCAUCUCCACCUCCCGAUCCCAGUGACGCCCACGCCCAUUUUCGUCACCGGCAUGUGCUCGCCAUAGGCCACCGUCGGCUUCCCAUCUUCCCUGGCGCCGCCCCCAUUGGGAGCCUUUGGAGGCUAUGAACGAGGUGCGCCGAGUUUUCGACCUCGACCUCGCCCAACCCGCUGGCGGCGGCCGCGGUACGCGACCUCUCCCCGAUCAGGCCCCUUGUCCCGCCAUCCCGGCCGCCAGCCGUCAGCGUCGCGCCAUCGUCUUCACCUUGGUGCCGCCAUCUCCUUCUUGCCUAUCCUCGACUUCUACGCCCGGGGACUGCCCUGCCUACCUAUCUCCACCAGCGAGCUCUGGGCGGCCUGUCCUAGACAAGAAAUAGUGGAUUUCCUUGCCGGCUCUAGCGACGAGCUGCGCGCGAGGAUACACGGGAAAAAAUUGUAGGAGGGAGGACCGUACAGUUCGGCAUGGCCGGGUUCCGGCCGGUGCACUCGCCGCCGGCAUUGCCUACCAGGCCAUGUCACGCUGGCACUUCCCUGCCGGAGUGCCGGGCCUGGACGUCAAGGCGGAGAACGGCGUCCUCCAUCUCGGAUGGAAAGGGCGCAUGGUGGCCGUCGCCUCCGCCUUUGAUUAAUCUGGGGGCCGUCCUCGGCCGAGCGCAUAGCCGUCGCACGGAAGGGAGACGAGGCUACAUCGUCCGGGAGAGAAUAGGCUUGGCCGGGAUGCCCACUUUUUGUUCGACGGAAUGCCGGCCUCACCAACGCCAUGCCGGGCGAUCGACCGUUUACGCAUCGCAUCCUACUCCAUCAGAAUCCUCUAAAGCUGAUGUGCAUAGUGCUGAAGUAGAUGCUGCAUAUGAGCAUCACGCAAUGGCUAACACCGCCACAAUGAAUGAAAGGAAAAUGAUGUGUCUACAGAUAACUACUGCACAAAAUUAACUCCAUCUAAUACCCAUUUCUCCUGUGGAGAAAUAUCUGAGCAUGCUUAUCAGUGCAAUAUUGUGAGAAGGUAUCAUUUGCUGCAUAAUUUUCAGAGGACUCAUCUGGCAAUCUGUUGCCUUUUCAAUUUCAACUACAUGUCUGGUUUUACACUAUCCAUUUCGGACUUUUGUACCUAGCUAUUGCUGUGACAAAAGACCUUUUCUCUAAAAAUGUAAG
Molecule: messenger RNA, 1412 nt
Organism: Triticum aestivum (bread wheat)
Lineage: Eukaryota; Viridiplantae; Streptophyta; Magnoliopsida; Poales; Poaceae
Exons: 4
Coding region: 723-1193 (156 amino acids)
Source: RefSeq, a predicted model, not a curated record